UUGAGUAGUUGGCAACUUGGGACGCAAUGCAUGCCUUUUAUUCUUUGUUUAUUUAAAAAAAAAAAAAAACUUUGUUUUUUUAUUAAUUCAAAAACAAAAACACCGAACACACCCCCAAGGCCACAAUAAUCACGAGAUUUCAACAGCAGAUUGAAGCGAAAACAAAUUCUCAAGCAAACCAAACAUCUCUCUCUCGAUCGACAUCCGAUAAUUGCUCGUAAGGUUUUGCGCAUUGGGAUCUCUAGCUGAGAUAGAGGACAAUGAGAUACAGGAAAGGGAGUAUUGUCGAGGUCCUGAGCAAAAGUGAGGUGCCAUUGUGCUCAUGGCGUUGUGCUGAGAUAAUCUGUGGUAAUGGGCACAACUACACUGUCAAAUACAAGAUGGAUCACGGUGCUAGUGACGAGGCAGCUGUUGAAAGGGUGUCUAGGAAGUCAAUUAGGCCCUGUCCUCCUCCGGUGAAAAAGUUGGAGAAUUGGGUUCCCGGUGAUGUUGUAGAGGUGUUUCAGAAUUUCUCUUGGAAGAUGGCAAUUGUGUCCAAGGUUUUGGGUAAGAAUUGCUUUUUGGUUAGGUUAGUUGGUUCCUACCUUGAAUUCGAAGUCAGUAAAAUUGACAUCCGGGCACGACAAUCUUGGGAGAGUGGCAAAUGGUUCGUGAUUGGAAAGAGCAAUGAUAACAGUGAAGUUAGGAAACACAGCAAAUGGUCGACUCUGAAGUACAAUAAGAAGUUGAGUUCCCGAGUACAUAACACGGAUACAAGAAUGAACUCUCAUGUAGAAGAGGAGCUUUUUGCUGACAAGGACAACCACUUUCAGGAAUCACGCAUUGGGUCUGCUAGAACACAGAAGAAGAGGCAGUUGUUCAACUGCUAUUCUCAAGUUGGGGCACCCGCACAGAAAUUUAGGCUGAUUGAGAAAGAGGGUGGGCGUCAUCGUCUGCUUGCUGCAAAUCCAUCCCCUUUACCUGAAAAGGUAGAUGCUGCUGCAUCCCAUAGAGAAAUGCUUGGUGAUAAACAUGUAUAUACUUCUUUGGACUAUGCGAGGAGUCACUUUAGUGAAAUGGAUAUGGAGAGGGAGAAACCAAGUGGAGCUAUUGGGAUUUCUCAUGCAUUUAGCUUAGAACCUAAUGACGCAGAUAAUAUCACAUGCUCUGUGGCUAGUUGUAGCGUUACUAGCAAUGAUUCCUUUAAGUUUCACUCUAGAUUUUCUAGAGAUCCUGUUGAAGAUAUUGAAGGUAAUUUUAGCGAUGCUGAGUCUGUUUAUCAUUGGGGGCUUGAGGAAGGGAAUGGUCUUCUUCCCUGUCAGGAGGACUUGGCGGCAGAAACUCGUAGGUUAGAAUUACAUGCCUACCGUUGUACUAUGGAGGCAUUGCAUGCAUCGGGACCCUUAAGUUGGGAACAAGAAACUAUGGUCACAGAUCUUCGGAUCUCACUCAAUAUAUCAAAUGAUGAACAUUUGAUGGAGCUAAGGAACUUAAUUUCUAGUGGUACCAGCGUUCCUCUUUGUUGACAAGGAAAAAUACAUAAGAACCUGCCCCCUCAUCAUAUUUUCUCCUUCUUUCAUUACUUGUGAGUUGAUUCAUUUGAUUUUUGGUAGAAUGGCUCAUACAUAAGUGUAAGAAGCAGGAUGAAGUGUCAUCUUUUUGUUGCUUUUAUUUUAGUUACAGAUAUUCAUAUCCCUACAAGUCUAGGUUGAAAUCCUUGUACCUCAAACACAGUUAAUGGAGUGGAUAUUUCAUAACUAA
Molecule: messenger RNA, 1740 nt
Organism: Rhododendron vialii
Lineage: Eukaryota; Viridiplantae; Streptophyta; Magnoliopsida; Ericales; Ericaceae
Exons: 3
Coding region: 261-1505 (414 amino acids)
Source: RefSeq, a predicted model, not a curated record